Raphanus sativus (radish) is the source of this 1392-nucleotide messenger RNA. RefSeq names its product agamous-like MADS-box protein AGL103. Gene Ontology annotation, biological process: positive regulation of transcription by RNA polymerase II. The record is from RefSeq and is a predicted model, not a curated record. Lineage: Eukaryota; Viridiplantae; Streptophyta; Magnoliopsida; Brassicales; Brassicaceae. Gene Ontology annotation, molecular function: DNA-binding transcription factor activity, RNA polymerase II-specific; cis-regulatory region sequence-specific DNA binding; protein dimerization activity. The coding region runs from base 12 to 1253 and encodes 413 amino acids. The transcript has a single exon.
UUUCGACAUUAAUGACCCAAAAGCGACAGAAGGGCACCGAAAAUAGAAAAUCUCGAUUUAUGUUUUGUAUAUAUAUGUUCCCUAAUCUCGAACAUAAUAACAAUCACAACUCUUUCCAUUCAAUACACAGUUACAGAACGAUGUCUUCUUCUUCUUUGUCUUGUUUACCUUCUUCGUCUUCAUCGCGAAUUCGACAAACCCUAGUCCAGAAAACUUCUUCUUUGAGAGCUACAAGCUUAGCCAAAAGACAAGUGACUGUCUUCAAGAAAGCUCAAGAGCUUUCAAUUCUCUGUGGAAUCGAAGUCUGCGUCAUCUACUACGGAUCAGGCGGAGAGCUUAAGACAUGGCCUAAAGACAGAGAGAAGGUCAAAGACAUGGCUCGAAGGUACAUUCAGUUAAGCGAUGUGAAGCGGCGCAAAGGACAAGACGAUCUUGAUCAGUUUCUCAAGAAGAUCGAUAAGGAUGAUUCUAAGAAUAAUAAUAAGAAGAAGAAAGUGAAACUUGGAUCCAGUUGCAAGUAUCCGGAUUGGGAUCCGAGGUUUGAUCAUUGCUCCGUGGAGCAGCUCACGGAUUUGAUUCAGUCCUUGGAGUGUACUCAAACCAAACUGCAACAUAGGAUUCGAGGUCUUGUUGAAUCUCAGAGACAGAGGAAUGUGCACUACACGAACAUGGCUGGUCAAGAACAGAUGAUUACUACUACUACCACUCCUAGGAUGAAACAUCUUCAACAACAUUCGAACCAGGUUUCUAUGGAUAUGUAUAACCAUGGAAUCAGUACGUUACCGCAACUUCCAUCUACAUCAGCUUUUAACCAAGCGCAAUCUCUGGCUCCGAUACCGAAUUCACUGGCGAUGCACCAGAAUCCGAAUAUGGGAAGUUACUCGAGGUUACUUGGCGUACAAGAAAGUGGUUUGGAUGAGAUCCUGAGCAUGAACAUGUUACCCUAUAACAGCAUCAACACCAACUGUGCUAAUGUUUUCCCAAACCUGUUUCAACAGAACUGUUACAAUAUGGAAGACUACUCUGGCUUUCUUGGACCGCAAGAAACUUCCAUCAACAACAUGAACGGUGAAGAUUAUUCAGGGUUGCUUUGGACGCAAGGAACUGGGACUAACGUGGACAUGUUCGGCUACAACAACAACAUCAACAACCCCAAUGGUUUUUCGCAGCAGUUUGUUCAAUAUCCGACACAAAGAGCACCGCCUGGUUUUCAAUACAUGGAUCGUUCAACACAAAGCGUCAGACCUUUUUAGGAGAUUUGAUCUCUGGCUAUGUGUCUUAGAACUUAGAAGCAUAUUCUUAUAUAUAUAUUUUAGAAGACAGUUUUCAUUCUCUGUCUUGUCAAUUGUGUCUGCACCGUGGUGACUAACUAUAUUAUGUGAGUUUGUUUUU